This is a messenger RNA of Pneumocystis jirovecii RU7, 2453 nucleotides long. RefSeq names its product exosome nuclease subunit RRP6. Gene Ontology annotation, cellular component: nuclear exosome (RNase complex); nucleolus. Gene Ontology annotation, molecular function: nucleic acid binding; 3'-5'-RNA exonuclease activity; nucleotide binding. The record is from RefSeq and is a predicted model, not a curated record. Gene Ontology annotation, biological process: TRAMP-dependent tRNA surveillance pathway; nuclear polyadenylation-dependent snRNA catabolic process; histone mRNA catabolic process. Bases 1 to 2427 code for a protein of 808 amino acids. NCBI's taxonomy places the organism in Eukaryota, Fungi, Ascomycota, Pneumocystomycetes, Pneumocystales, Pneumocystaceae. The transcript is spliced from 7 exons.
AUGGAUUCUGCAUUGUUUCCAUAUUUUCAAAACCAAUUAUAUGAAUCUCUUGUUUCGACAACAAAAGCUGUUAUUAUUAUUGGAUCUCAUGAUAUUGAUUUUUACCGCUCUUUGAAUCCUCAUUUUGCUUUAUCGUUAGCUAGUUGUAAUAAACGACUUUUAGAUCUUGUGAAUUCUUUCAUUCAAUUUGCAUCAUCUGGAAAAUUUGGAAAAAUUGAGGAUUAUGAGGAUUUAAAUUAUAGAUGGUGGGACAUAGUAGAUGUAGUUGAUUCUCUUCUUGAAAAGACGGACAUGUCACUUAAUGAAUUUAAUGAAUUGACUAAACAACUUAGUCAUAAAACAGAUGAUGAUAUUUUAAAAGAUCCAAAGAAAAAAAAGCUUGCUUAUAAAUUUAUUCAUGCGGAAAAUGUUUUGAGGCCUCAGCUUCGUUUUUCUACUGCGCCUGAUAAUGACCCGAAUACGCCUUGGAGAAGGAAGAUUACUGUUAAACCUAAUGCUCUUGUUCCUUUAAACAGAAAAAAUAUAUUAAAACCAUUUUCUAAUUAUGAAUUAAGUUCCUCGCAUCCAUAUGAAUAUGAGAUUAAUAAUAUAAAAUAUUCUCAAGAAUUAUUUAAAGAAAAAAAACCUAUAGAUCCUAUUCCAUUUAAUGAUUCUAAGGCUAUAUGGGUUAAUACUAUUCAACUUUUAGAAGAGAUGGUUAAAAAUUUAAAGAAUGCAACAGAAAUUGCUGUCGAUUUAGAACAUCAUGAUUAUCGAUCAUAUCAAGGAUUUGUUUGUUUAAUGCAAAUAAGUACUAGGAAUAUAGAUUGGAUAAUUGAUACUUUGGAAUUAAGAGAAGAAUUAGAGAUUUUAAAUGAAGUUUUUACUGAUCCUAAUAUUAUGAAGGUUCUUCACGGUGCUUCUAUGGAUAUAAUAUGGUUACAAAGAGAUUUCGGACUUUAUAUUGUUGGACUUUUUGAUACAUAUCAUGCUACAAGAAUUUUAGGAUUUGAAGGGCAUGGUUUAGCAUUUUUAUUAAAAAAGUAUGUUAAUUUUGAUUCUGACAAGCGAUAUCAGUUAGCAGAUUGGAGAAUAAGGCCUUUACCUGAGGAAAUGUUUUCUUAUGCUCGCUCCGAUACCCAUUUUUUACUUUAUAUUUAUGAUCAAUUGAAGAACGAGCUGUUAAUAAAAUCAACUUUAUCUCAUAAUCUUUUAUUAUCAGUUUUAUCUGCAUCUAAUAAUGUUGCUUUAAGAGUUUUUGAAAAAGACAAAUAUGAUGUAGAUGGAUUAGGUGUAGAUGGAUGGAAAAAUAUACUUCAGAAAUGGAGCAAUUGUUUAACAAGUGAUUUGCAGGUGUCUGUUCUUAUAUCUUUGCAUCAAUGGAGAGAUAAAGUUGCUAGACAGGAAGAUGAAAGUGUUAGAUAUGUUUUGCCAAAUCACAUAUUAGUUCAAAUAGCUGUAAAUUGUCCAGAGGAUGCUUCUUCAGUUUUAUCUAUUUGUAGUCAUAUUCCUCCUUUAGUUCGUGUUCACGUAGAUGAAAUAGUUCAAAUAAUUCGUUCAACAAAGCAAGAUGAAUUGAAAAAAAUAUCUUUAUUGAAUAAGCUAGAAAUUAUUCCCUCUCAAGAUUCAUGUUCUUUUAAUAAUUCUUUUAUGGUAAGGAAUAUUGAUUUUGUAGAUCACGGCAGGUUGUUUCAAAAUGAUAUCACUAAUACAAAACUUAUGUAUCUUGUUGCUAAAUCGUCUGUUUUUUGGAGUAAAGUUAUUGAAAAUUAUGGUAUUAGAUAUACAGAAGCAUCUGCUAUAAAGAAUAUAUUAAAGGAUAUGAGAUUAACUGUGCAAUUACCAUUGCUUUCGGAAAAAGUUUUUUCAGAUAAAGUUUUAGAUUAUAACUAUAUAUCGAUAAAUAAAGAUGAUGUAAUUGUUGAAAAAAAUGAUUUAAUUGACAAUAUAUCUAUUGAGAAAACAGGUUUAAGUGCUGUUUUUUAUCAUUCAUUUGCCAAAAGAAACCCUGAUCAAUUAUUAAAUAACCAGAAUGAUAAUAUUAUUACAGUUAAAAAAUUAGGAAAAAAACAAAAACGGUUUUUCGAGGUUUCUGAAAAUAAGUCUAAAGAUCUUGUUACUGAAAAUAAUGAUCCUUUGAGCACAUAUGAUAAAAGUUUGUUAUUAUUAAGUAAUUUUGAUGAUUUAAAAGAAAAGAAAAAAAGGAAAAAAUCAAAUAAAAGAAUUAAAUUAUUAGGGAAAGUUUCAGAUUGCAGUGGAAAUUUGGAACCAUAUGAUUAUGAAAAAGAUCCUUCAUUUUUUAAUAAAUUAAAUGAUAACUAUCGAUUAAAAGAUGAAAGCAUAAAACUUUAUCAGAAUAAUUUGGAUAGUGAAGUUGAAAAACAUCUCAAACCAAAAUGCGAAAAUGCACCAAGGAGUGGUUUCCGUAGUAUGAUUUUUGGGAAAUAAAGUGUAUAUACGAUAUAAAUAGAAUA